Ictalurus furcatus (blue catfish) is the source of this 4192-nucleotide messenger RNA. It is a transcript of the gene slco3a1a, whose product is annotated as solute carrier organic anion transporter family member 3A1a. The record is from RefSeq and is a predicted model, not a curated record. Gene Ontology annotation, molecular function: protein binding. The coding region runs from base 698 to 3322 and encodes 874 amino acids. Gene Ontology annotation, cellular component: membrane. Gene Ontology annotation, biological process: sodium-independent organic anion transport; transmembrane transport; prostaglandin transport. The transcript has 11 exons. Lineage: Eukaryota; Metazoa; Chordata; Actinopteri; Siluriformes; Ictaluridae.
CGCCCACUACCAUAACAAGUUUCAGCUCCUUCUGUUCUUGAGCAGCCAAUGAAGACCAGAGACGGGUUUUUGUUACAAACCUACAUAGGUUUGUACAGGAAGUAAGUCUGGAAUUGAGUACUGUGACUGGGCAGGAGAUGGCAGAAAGAAGUGACGAGUCAGGAAGUGAGAUGGGGUUUGAAGAAGAUGGUGGGAGAGAUAGGAGUGUAUGGAACAUAAUAUGAUUGAGAAAAUGAAAAAAAAGGAAAAGAGAAUGUCUAACCCAGAGGAAACAGAUAGCGAGUAAAGUGUUAGCUUAGUAACAAAACAGGAAGAGGAACACAAAGUAAUCAUAAAAUUAUCUCAAGAAGGGACAACAUUUGGUGAGUGGAAUCCAGUUCAGCUAACAAAAUCGAUAGACAAACUACUGGGUGAGGUAAAAUGUGCUAAAAUAUUGAGAAGUGGAUCACUACUGAUUAGUUCUAGAAAUAAAGCCCAGCAAGGGAAAGCCAUGCAACUGAAUAAAAUAGAUGGUAAUAGAUGGUUCAUUGUUCGUUGAUUGGAUAUUAAAAAAUGGGUUCGAGGAGUCAUCUCAGGGAUACAGAGGAACAGGGAUACAGAGGAACAAAUAAAAGACAAUGUCUCAGGGGCAAAAGUACUAGAAGCAAAACGUCUUAAAACAACUAGAAAUGGGGAGAAAUGCGACAGCUUGGCUGUGAUGAUUAAGUUUGACAAAUCUAGACUGCCAAGUAAGGUGUACAUAGGAUAUAUGAGCUAUGAGGCCAGACCAUAUAUUCCUCCACCACUGAGAUGCUUUAAAUGCCAAAAAUAUGGCCAUGUAGCAGCAAUAUGUAAGGGCAAACAGAGAUGUGGUAGAUGUGCAGGCAAACAUGAGUAUGGGAAGUGUGGAGGAGGAGUAAAGUUCAAAUGCUGCAACUGUGGAGGAGAGCACAGCUCAGCUUACCAUGGCUGUGAAGCCAGCAAGAAGGCAGCGGAGGUGCAACAAGUGAAGACAUUGCAAGGAAUAACGUAUGCGGAAGCAGUAAAGAAAGUGUCUGGUGAAAGGAAAGGAUACAAACCAGAAAAUAAAGAUAGACCUUGCGGGAGCUGUGAAAAGAUUGCGGUGAGUGUCCUGACAACGCUGGAGCGCCGCUUUAACUUGCAGAGUGCUGAUGUGGGUGUGAUAGCCAGCAGCUUCGAGAUUGGCAACCUGGCGCUCAUCCUGUUUGUCAGCUAUUUUGGUGCCAGAGCUCACCGACCACGUCUGAUUGGCUGUGGUGGAAUUGUCAUGGCACUGGGUGCACUGCUAUCUGCACUGCCUGAGUUCCUCACCAACCAGUAUGAGUACAAAAGCACUAAAGUGUGGAGGAAAGAGCCAGGACGGGACAUGUGCUCCAACAUGUCAAGGAGAGAUGUGGAUGAUGGUGGCCUAUGCAGCAACAAAGCCAACACCAACAUGAUGUACCUGCUGCUGAUUGGUGCCCAAGUUCUACUAGGUAUUGGAGCGACGCCUGUACAGCCUCUGGGAGUGUCCUAUAUAGACGACCAUGUGCAGAAAAAAGACUCGUCUCUCUAUAUUGGUAUAUUAUUUUCAACCUUGGUUUUUGGACCUGCUUGUGGCUUCAUUCUUGGUUCGGUCUGCACCAAAUUCUAUGUGGACGCUGUCUUUGUUGAUACCAGGUCACAGGGAACCUGGAGCCUAUCCCAGGGAGCAUCAGGUACAAGGUGGGAUACACCCUGGACAGGGUGCCAAUCCAUCGCAGGACACAAUCACACACACGUUCACACAACCAUUCACACGCUAUGGACAUGCCAAUCAGCCUACCCUGCAUGUCUUUGGACUGGGGGAGGAAACCGAAGUACAUGGAGGAAACCCACACAGCACGGGGAGAACACGCAAACUCUGUGCACACAGGGCAGCGGUGGGAAUCAAAUGCCCAACCCCGGAGCCAAGCUGGACAUCACCCCGGAUGACCCUCGCUGGAUCGGAGCCUGGUGGGGAGGCUUCCUCCUCUGUGGGGCAUUACUUUUUUUCUCCGCUAUCUUCAUGUUUGGUUUCCCCUCAUCUCUGUCAGAGCGAUAUGGUAACAGCAGGACCCAGAGUGACCAGCCCAUGCUGCCAGUAUCUCAGAGUUAUGAGCAUUCAAAGCCAAGUAAUGGUGUCCUCCACAACCAUCAACCUGACAGCUCCUGCUGUGAACAGCUUCGAGUGAUUCCCAAGGUGACUAAACAUCUGCUGUCUAACCCGGUGUUCACCUGUAUUGUCCUUGCUGCGUGUAUGGAGAUUGCAGUAGUUGCUGGUUUUGCUGCCUUCUUGGGAAAGUAUUUGGAGCAGCAGUUUAAUCUUACAACCACCUCGGCCAAUCAGCUUCUGGGUAUGACAGCCAUCCCAUGUGCAUGUCUGGGCAUUUUUAUGGGAGGUCUUUUGGUGAAGAAGCUGAAUCUGUGUGCUCUGGGUGCUGUUCGUAUGGCCAUGUUGGUCAACCUGAUUUCCACCGCCUGCUAUGUGUCUUUCCUCUUCCUUGGAUGUGACACAGGCCCUGUUGCUGGUGUGACCGUCACCUAUGGCAAUGAAACCUUGCAGCCAGGCCAAACACCAGAAGCUCCAUGCAUUAGUGAGUGUAACUGCUACACAUCGUCCGUUAGCCCCGUUUGUGGCUCUAAUGGGGUCACAUACCUGUCCUCCUGCUUUGCUGGCUGCACCAGGUCCAUUAGCACUGGAGUGCUUCCUCGACCGGCUCAGAACCUGACAGGAUGUGCAUGCAUUUCUGGUGAUGGCAUUCCCUCCACAGUUGUGCCAGGCAAAUGCCCGAGUCCUGGGUGCCAGGAGGCUUUCCUAAUUUUCCUGUGUGUGAUCUGUGCCUGCAGCAUGAUAGGAGCCAUGGCUCAGACGCCCUCAGUCAUCAUCCUUAUCAGGACGGUCAGCCCAGAGUUGAAGUCAUAUGCACUUGGAGUUCUGUUUCUCUUAUUGCGACUGCUGGGAUUCAUCCCACCUCCUUUGAUCUUCGGUGUGGGGAUUGACUCCACCUGCCUGUUCUGGAGCAGCGAGUGUGACACAAAGGGUGCAUGCGUGCUAUAUGACAAUGUGGCCUAUCGCCACCUCUAUGUGAGCUUGGCCAUUGUGCUGAAAAUAAUUGCCUUCCUGCUGUACACCACCACAUGGCAGUGUUUACGUUGCAACUAUAAGAAGUACAUCAAGAAUAAUGAGGCGUAUGUGACGUCCACUGAAAUUUUCUCUUCCGACGUUAAUUUGGAUAGUUUGGGCAAAGACAUUAACAGGACAAAAUUUAUAUACAACUUGGAAGAUCAUGAGUGGUGUGAAAACAUGGAAUCUGUUUUAUAGUGGUUGGUACUUAUUAAUGUUGUUUGUUGUUUGUUUUUUGUUUUUUUGAAAGAAAAGCACUUGAUUUCCUCCUUCUAUGGUGAUGUGUUUAAGGUGCCAUUGGUCACUGUAAGAGACUGUUGCACUUUUUGAAUUAAUGCUAAUCUUUUUUUUUUUUGGUCCACUAUAGAAGAUGCAUCAGAGAAUGAUUAUUGUUCAGUUCCAUCGAUCUACAGUCAGGUUCAUAAAUAUUUGGAGAUGGUUAUUUUUAUUUGUCGACCACAGGAUAUUGAAGGUGGUAUGCUUUGGAUCAUGAGCAGUUUCCUCCCUUCCAAUUUUUUUUCUUCCCACUGUUGUGGUACACAUUGAUCUUUGUCUCAUCUAUCCAUAGGAUGUUGUUCCAGAGCUGUACAGGCUUUUGUUUAGAUUUUUUUUGGUUUGAAAACUUUAUUCUAGUCUUCAUGUUUUUGAGGUUUACCAAAGGUUUACAUCUUGUGAUAAGCCAUCUGUAUUCACUGUGGUGAAAGCUUCUCUUGAUUGCUGACUUUGACACAGGUACACCUACCAGGGUGUUCUUUCUUUUUAAGAAUGUACCAAAUAGUUGAUUUGGCCACGCCUAAUGUUUUUGCUGUCUCUCUGAUUGGUUUGUUUAGUUUUUUUUUGACUAAUAAUGACAUGCUUCACUGGCAGUGACAGCUUUUUGGACCUAAUAUUGAGAGUUAACAACAGCAGAUUCCAGAUUCAAAUGCCCAUCAACCCUAGACCUUUUAUCUGCUUAAUCUCCGGUUACUUUUGGUCCCUUAAAAAGGUGGGGACCACAAGUGCUGUAAUUCCUACACUGCUCACACGAUUUGGAUGCAAAUACCCUCAAAUUAAAGCUGAAAGUUUGCA